ACAAUAUGGCACCCAUCAACAAGGUUUACCUGUGUAUUACACCUAAGAUGAAAUAACAAAUUAACUUUGUAUUGUAGUUACGACUACGAAAUAGACGGUAGCAAGCAGUCGCGCGGUUCUUUAAGCUGAUAAGUUGCUUGGCUGAAGAGUUGGGACACACUUCUAGCCAACGCAUCUCUCCGUCUCUCACCCGGUCUAUUCUCGCUGAUCAUUCGCUACCAAGCCUCCGCUCCCUUCACAUCAACCUCCAGCUCCGCGGCUCCACCUCCGGCAUGACUAAUAACAAUUUGAAAACGAAGGAGAGCACGACUCCACAUAGCCUGGUGACGGAGGACCACGUGAAGAAGGCGCUGCUGGCGGACAAGGGUAGCGACGCUCUUCUGGAGUCGUGGGUGAUGGAGGACUUCACCAAACAGGGCGACAACUACGCUUGCGUCGUCAGCAGCGUCAGGGUCAAGUUCUCCCUGCAUGGAGAUACCUCGGAAGUGGUCUACAUAGUGAAGCUCAACCCCUGCAGGAACAUUGAAGCAGUCGAACAUAUAACUCGCUUGUUAUUUUCAAAAGAGGCGAAAUUCUACCUCAAUCUGGCGUCUCUUAUGAGCGCAGAGCUGACUGCCAUUGGGCACGACCCACUGAGAAUUCCUGUUUGCUUCCACGGUUCACUGGAGAGUGGUCAUGAGAUCCUUUUCCUGAAAGAUCUUCGCCCUCGAGGGUUCAAGAUGUUUGACCGUAGGAAAGGCCUGGACGUUGCACACACAACUCUAAUAUUACAGGAACUGGCCAGAUUCCACGCUUCCUCUGUUCUGCUGGAGGCCAAGUGCCCUGGCGGCGACCUCUCCCUCCAGCACGAUUACCUCUUAGGAGACUGGACCACCGCUGAUAACAUGCCCGCUCUGUUUGACAGAUACCUGGAAAAUGCCAUACAAAUGUUGAAUAAAGUCGGUGGAUACAAUAGAGCAACAACCUGGAUUGAAAGUCUACGGGGAAAGGUCAAAGAUAUUUUUGAGGAGCAGCUGGGAAGCAGGGGCAAAUUUAUCGUUGUGUGUCAUGGUGACUGUUGGAACAACAACGUCCUCUUCAGGUAUGACAAUAAAGGGGCUCCAGUCGAGGUGAUGCUACUUGACCUGCAAGUGGUCCGCCGGAGCUCCCCAGCUGCCGACAUCAACUACCUACUAUACACCAGCCUCACAGGGGACAUCAGGAAGCCAAACCUAGACACCUUCUUAAGCAAAUACUACAACUCAUUCCACAGUGUCCUGCAGGAAGCUAAAAUGGACAUGCCCUUCACGGAGACCUGGCUCCUUCAGGAGUUCCGAGAAAAGAACCUCGUCGGAGCAUUAUUCGCCAUGAUGCUGGUGCCUAUGGUGCUCUUUGAGCCAGAGGACGUUCCUGACAUGUCAGGAGAUGAUAACAGUGACUUAGAGGAUAUAAUGAACGAUUUCAUGAAGAAGGGGCUGGAGAUGAUCGACACGAAUCCUCUGAUGAAGCCAAGGUUCUUAGCUGUGUUUGAUGAAAUGAUGGAAGUGGGUAUUAUUCCCUAAGCUGCUACAUAGUGACAUACAAUAAAGAAUUACUGAUUUACGAAUUAA
Molecule: messenger RNA, 1589 nt
Organism: Procambarus clarkii (red swamp crayfish)
Lineage: Eukaryota; Metazoa; Arthropoda; Malacostraca; Decapoda; Cambaridae
Source: RefSeq, a predicted model, not a curated record